This is a messenger RNA of Entrophospora sp. SA101, 801 nucleotides long. Lineage: Eukaryota; Fungi; Glomeromycota; Glomeromycetes; Entrophosporales; Entrophosporaceae. The record is from the annotation of a GenBank genome assembly.
AUGUUGUUUACCGUUUUUGACAUUAUUUCAGAUCUGCAAUUUCCAACUCUUCCAAAUCAAUUGAAUUUCCUAGAACCAAAAGAAAAAUUUGCAGUUGUCGCUCCUGUUAAAUAUGUUGCAUGGUUAGAACCACCAUUAUUUGUUGCUGAUAGUAUAGCCAGAGAAAUAGGGAAAUCAGUUGGGGUUAUCAAUAAAGAUUCUUUUCCGAUUGGUGUUAGUGGUGGUUUUGACAACAGGGAUACACAAAGUUUAUCACUGGAAGAGCUUUUGAGUUUUGAUGAUUCACCUUAUUUACAAGUUUACUCAUUAAAUAGUAAAUCUUGUUGCACAAGUUCCAAAAGAAUUGAUCGUUUACCUUUCACAAAUCCUGUUCAAAUUUACAGAAUAUUAAAGUUAUUGCGCCAACAACUUGUUUACAAUACAUUGUUUCAAAGUUGUUUCAAUUCUUUUACAUAUAAACCUUCUCAACCCAAACAAAAUAGAAUGGACGUUGAUGUUGAAGGAGUUUCAUCAAGAAAAUUGGAAAUAAGGUUUAAUGUAAUAGAUCCACCAAACAAGUUUUCAAUAAGUUUCCAAUCAACUAAUCUUGCGUCAUCAUCAUUUAUAUUUUUACAAAUUACCAUACAACAAGAUUCACGGUUAUUGGUUACAUCCCAAUUAACUAGUAAUGUUGGUGAGACAAUACUGGAUGACAAAAAAUUAACAAAAGUUUUAGAAAUUUGUCAAAACAUACCAAUGUUGAUUGAAUGGGUUCUCAAGGCUUUAGAUAAAAGGUUUGGAGAACAAUAUAGCCACCAAUGA